CGGAACUACGUUUACAGUAUCUGUGGCGCAAAAAUGGAGGAUAACGUUAAAGACAUCAGCAGACCUCAGAUGUAUUUAUUUGGUUGCUCACUUAAAGCAGAUAAGAAAGAGCACAGAGUUGAGGUGGAGGAUGAUGAUGACAAUGAACAUCAGCUGUCACUCAGUGCGGUGUGUUUGGGGUCAGAGGCAGAGGAUAAAUUUCACACCGUGGAGAUGGAGGGAUUGACAUACGAUGGCAAGAAGACCAAAAUCACUCUUGCUGUUCUGAAACCAUCCGUUCUGCCUUCUUUGAGUCUGGGAGGGUUCGAGGUCACACCUCCUGUGUCUUUCCGCCUGCAGUCGGGAGGAGGGCCGGUCUACAUCAGUGGUCAACAUUUCGUCAGCACAAAAGAAUCAGAUGAUGAGGAUGAGGAGGAAGAGAAUAACACGUCACCAGUGAAGAGACCGUCCAACAUGACCCUUACGAAAGUGCCUCAGAAAAAGCUAAAAAUGGACUCUGAUGAAGAUGAAGACUCAGAUGAGGAGAGUGAGGAAGAUGAGGAUGAUGAGGAAGACGACAAUGAAGAAGAUGAUGAGGAUGAAAAGACACCAAAGAAGGCCCCCAUCAAAACGUCUCAAAAACAGACCCCAGAGAAGAAGAAGAGUGCAGACAGACAGAACGGCUCGCCAGACAGGAAAGCAGCAACACAAGGAAAAUCUCAAGAAAAGACACCACAGAAGUCAAAAGACAAGUCUGCGGCAGGUUCGUCCGGGAAGUCUCCCAGCACUCCGGACCUGAGUGAGAUCAAAAACAAGCUGGCAUCGGCAGCUAAAGAGGGGAGGCCGCUUCCAAAAACGGAACAGAAGUUUGAGAACUACGCUAAAAGCUCGUUCAAGAUCUCGGAUAAACAAGUGAUCAAAGACCUUUGGAAGUUUGUACAAUCACUGAAAAAGUAAUGGCAGCUCUGUGCAGAAGUCUGAGGUCGGCCAGUGACUCCUUCAGCUGCGCGAUCUGGCCUCUUCCUCACCGAACACGAUCCUCAUAGAGCUAAAAAGCCUUCGGCAAUGGAGAUAUUAUGGUUCAUGUUUGAUCUUUUCUUUGAAUGAUAGAUGAUGAUUUUCUUUUAAAACAUUAUUGAAAUGUUUUUGUCAGGCUGUUAUCAUUUUAAACUAAUUUUUAAGGGUGAAUCUCACAAAAUCUAUAUAGGUUAUGCAUCAUCUCUAAAUGAAUAGAGAAAAAUAUUUUGAGUGUUUUCUGAGAUUUUUUGCAUUGCAUUGUGACUUAUUUUCAUGACUUUUAAGCCAGUUAUGUGCUUAUACUUAUCACUGUUAUGUGACAUAAAUGAUUUAUUACAUAUGUUUUUGUAUAAUUAUAUCAUGGGUUUAAUAAAAUAAAAUAAAAUUUUACUGCAGUAAUACAUAAUACAUUCAAAAGCAUUACAGUUAUGAAAUGUGCUUGUCUGUCAUGAAAAUAAUUCUUCCGAUGCAAAAAAAAUUGUAAGGGUCCUAAAAGAAAAUGUUUAAUUUUCUUCAUACAUUAAUUUAAUUUUUAUUUUGUACUGAAUGUGAAAUUUUUCUUGAGAUUCACCUGUAAAUGCUUAAAAAAUUGAUCGCCACUGAACUGAUGCUCAUUGGUGCUUAUUUCUCAUAUAAUAAUAAUUUGUUUAAAAAAAUUCAAGGUUUAAAAUUGAUCUUACUCUACCUGUAGCCAUUUUCUGUAAAUACUCCUCUUUAUCUGAAGGCAGCUGACAUUGCUAAUAACUCCUAAAGAUGCUUAAAUGUUAAAGAUUCCGUCGGAUUUCAAGUAUUCCGUCCGGCAUGAAAUUCCUUCUAAAUCGAGGAUUCCCAGUGUUCCGUAUAGCUCUCAGGUUUCUUCCCUGCCGCGACCUGUAUGGCCUUUAUCAUUUACACACUGUAAGCUUGAAUACAUUUAAGCUUUGCCCUCAUCUUAAAUGCUUUAGAUGCUCAUGAAAACGGAGAAGUUCGGUCUAAAGUUUAUACCUCGUAAAAAAAAAAAAGAUUGUUAGUCCCCUAGUAUUAGGUCAUUAAAUACGACAACAAUACUGUUUAAUUGAUAAAAUGCUUGAAAACUAAACUUUUCAUUUUAAUUUUUUGCAAUAAGCUUUUUUAUUUUGUUAGUGCUAACCCCUAAAUAUACGUAGGUGGUUUUUUGAGAGAGUCUGUCCUCAAUCUGUUAUAAUUUCUUUGACGCAUGUUGUGUUGCUUUAAGUUUGUACAGAUGUGAUUUUUUUUACACAUCGUCUGUAUUGCAUAUGAGCAGCGCAUGGUAACAAAACAUCAUCAGCCCUCAUAUAAUCAACGGUAUGUGUCUAUACUGUUAGUCAUUUUUCAUUGACUAUAAAGGGAGCACUGUAGGGUCGUUGCAUUAUGCCACUCGUAUGCAGUAUAGAUGAGAUGUCUUGUCAUGGAUGAAAAAAGGAAAGAAACCAGGUUUAUACUGUUUUACAUCCUUUUUGUUUUUUCUUUAAAUAAUGUGAAGUUACCUAUACUCUGUACUGAAGUUACUCAUGUGUCUCUGCAAAGAUCACCAAGUGCAACCAAUAAGUUGUUGUUAUGGUGUAUAGAUGCAACUGUGUGAUUCUUUACAAAGUAAUAAACUGUUCUUUUAUCUUAACUUUCAUCUUAAUUUUUUCUGUUCCCAAUUAUUUUUC
Molecule: messenger RNA, 2651 nt
Organism: Paramisgurnus dabryanus
Lineage: Eukaryota; Metazoa; Chordata; Actinopteri; Cypriniformes; Cobitidae
Source: RefSeq, a predicted model, not a curated record